Molecule: messenger RNA, 252 nt
Organism: Trichomonas vaginalis G3
Lineage: Eukaryota; Parabasalia; Trichomonadida; Trichomonadidae
Exons: 1
Coding region: 1-252 (83 amino acids)
Source: RefSeq, a predicted model, not a curated record
AUGUCUUGCAAGGAGAUUCAUGUGAAACCAAAUGUGAUGAUCAUUGGUUCAAUUCUUCAAAUGUAUGUUCAAAAUGUUCUUCAAAUUGUUCCAAAUGUGAAGGAAUGGCAAAUAAUUGCACUUCAUGCAAUGGAGAUCUCGUACUUCAAGGAUCAGUUUGCAAAGAGAACUGUGAUAGUCAUUACUUUAAGAAUGGAAAAAGAUGCGAAGAAUGCGAUAUUAAUUGCUUGGAAUGCAAUGGCAAAGGUAUAA